AUGAUCACUUACGCCAUCCUCGGUGCCACCGGCUCAACGGGCUCAGAGCUUUUCAAACUCCUCCAUAAACGCAGCGACGUCCACUUGAAUAUUUACGCUCGUUCUGAAAGCCGACUUGACAGCAUUUGCCCCGAGUCACGCAAUUCUUCCCACGUCACCCGCUACAUUGGAGACAUGAACGACACGCAGCUCUUGGUAGAGUGCUUGAGGGGAACAUCGGCGGUAUUCGCAACGGUCGCGCAGAACAACACUGAGCCGAACUGCUCUCUCGCGGUCCGGUCUGCACAGCAGAUCGUCAAAGCACUCGAAGUCCUCCGUGACGAGUCCAAAGGCAACGGUCAGCGUUGGAAGUGCCCCACUGUUGUGUACAUCUCGUCGAGCACCAUCAACGACAAACUCAACGCCUUGUUCCCUCCGCUCGUCUACACGUUUAUCCACACGUCUCUGUACGACCUCUACGAAGAUAUCUCGAAUGCGCAGAAGUAUCUUCGAAUGUUCCCCUGGAUCCCUGUCAUCUUUCCGCAGCCCGGCGCGAUAGUCCAGGACCCGAAAAGCUACGGAGUGCGAUUGAGCGAGACGAAUAUAAGCAUGAGAAUCGGGUAUACGGACGUAGCUGAAGGAAUGAUACUUCUUGUGGAGGGAAAAGAGUGUUCUGGUGAUACUGAGGGGGAUCCUGAGAAAUGGAUUGGCAAGGAGGUUGGGCUGGUUAGCCUCGGUGGAGAACAAGUGGCGUGGACCGGAUUUCCUUCGAAUCUCUUUAAGAACAUCCUACCAGGAUUCUUGUGUACGUUUUUGCCCAGCGUCUGGAGGCUGGGGAGAAAGGCUGGACUAUGGUAG
Messenger RNA from Lasiodiplodia theobromae, 837 nucleotides. RefSeq lists its product as uncharacterized. The record is from RefSeq and is a predicted model, not a curated record. Bases 1 to 837 code for a protein of 278 amino acids. NCBI's taxonomy places the organism in Eukaryota, Fungi, Ascomycota, Dothideomycetes, Botryosphaeriales, Botryosphaeriaceae. The transcript has a single exon.